This is a messenger RNA of Saccostrea cuccullata (small rock oyster), 3010 nucleotides long. RefSeq names its product leucine-rich repeat flightless-interacting protein 2-like. Bases 233 to 1417 code for a protein of 394 amino acids. The record is from RefSeq and is a predicted model, not a curated record. The transcript is spliced from 12 exons. Lineage: Eukaryota; Metazoa; Mollusca; Bivalvia; Ostreida; Ostreidae. Gene Ontology annotation, biological process: regulation of DNA-templated transcription.
CCGGUAGACAGGCCCGAAAAAAGAAAGAUGGCAGAGAGAAAUUGCGGAAGAGAAAAUUCGAAAAUGAAAGUCACAUGCGAAGCUCCCAUGCAUUAUUUAGAUUUAACGAAGUUUUAAGAACAUGUUUCUUGUCCAUUUAUUUAUAGGAUAGGGUAAAUUGAUGUUUUAUUUUGUUAUACACACACGCUGUAAGAAGCCCACUCGAUAACACCCAGUUUUUAUUUGUGAAAAAAUGAGUUCUGCAUCAGGGCGCCAUCGAGCGUCCACGCGACAGUACUCUGCUGAAGAACAAGCUUUAAACCAGAUCUCAAAAGAGGCUGAGUCCAGACUUGCUGCAAAGAGGGCUGCUCGAGCAGAGGCUCGUGAGAUCCGACUCAAAGAAAUUGAGCGUCAACAGAAACAGGAGGAAGAAAGACAAAAAACCCAGGAUGCAUCUUCAGAUAGCCAGUCAAGUAGGGUACGUAAUGAUUACAAUGAUUCUCGGAGAGGAAGUGACGAUUCGAGCUCCGCGGCUGAAGAAAUGGACACAUCACGUGACCAUCAGAGAGAGAUGAGGGUCAAGAUACGAGAGAUGGAUGAAAAAUAUAAAAAGGCGAUGAUGAUGAAUGCCCAGUUAGACAACGAGAAACACAGUCUCUUGUACAAAGUGGAACUGAUGAAAGAUCAAAUGGAAGAAAUGGAGGAAUCUUUUACACAGUUACAAAGGGAAUACAAGGAUAAGUGUAGGGAUUUAGAAAUGCAAAAAAGAAAUGUAAAAGAUAUGGAGUUUGAUUAUAAUGUAGCAAAGGAACAGCUGGCAAUAAAGGAAAAGUUAAUACAGGAAAGUGGUUUAGUUAUAGCUUCUUCUGAUGAGGGAGUUCUCUCCCUUGAAAAAUGUCUUCCGAAUGGUCAGAUUCCACAAGGGGGCGGUCUCCUGAUUUCAUCAGAUGCUGCGGAACUGCUGGAGAAAGCCGGUGUAGGCUCAUUAGAUGAUCGAUUACGUUCCUUUUUAGAGGAAAAAACUAAUUUGCUGAAAGAGAUAAAAGGUUUAAAGGAUGAAUUGGAAGAAGAGAAGUCCAAAAGAGAACACAAAACAUCGUCUGUACCACAGAUAAAUGGUCCAGAGAUGCAACUGUAUGAAGUUCAACGAGAGGCCAGUAAACAGAUACAUGAAUACAAAUUAAAGUUACAAAAGGCUGAGCAGGACAUCACUAACUUAGAGGGAACAGUGACAAGGUUAGAGACACAAGUCAAACGUUACAGAACAGAGUCAGAGGAAUCAGAAAAACUAGAAGAUGAGUUAAAGACAGAGAAGAGAAAGUUACAAAGAGAGCUCCGUGAAGCACAGACACGAGUUGAAGAAUUGACAAACCAAAAUAAACACUUACAAAAUCGAAUAGAAAAAAUGAAACAAGCCAGAGCUUUAGCUAGCCAAUAGCCCAGAGUCUGAUGGUUAGGACAUUUUCUUUUAAUUAAGAGUGUUUCUCGUUUGCGGCUAGUCUCACACAAAUACAGGACCCUCAUCCACAGGGAAGUCGCGCUAGCCCGAGUUGCCUUUGCCAGAAUUGUGAUCUUGUUCAUAUAAACUCUUAACAAUAUUGCCCUGUGAUUGGAGUGAAGAAAGAGUCUCAAAGACCUGGAUUGUUUUACCUGUUGUUCCAAAGUACACUUGAUCAUUUAUGGCCGAUUCUGUUUCUCAUAUUCUCAUCCACACCUUUUUGUGUAAUCAAUUUUAUCACAUCGUUGCUAAUACCCUAAAGAAUUUAUUUCUAUAUCGUUCACUUUAAAAGUGGAAGGCUGUUAGACUUGAUACUUUUUAUUGUAUUUUGCUUAAGUAUAGACAUAUUCACAAUAAUGGUACAUAUUCUUAAUGGGCUUGAUCCUACAAUAUUUAUAAUUCUUUGAUAUUUAUUUUCCUUUUGAUAUGGGUUGAGUGAAGAAAAUCUGUAUGCUGUUCAGUUUGUAUAUGUGGUAGAAAGGUAAAUGCUAGACUUUUUUCCCUCCCAAGAUCCUGUAAAAAUUAAAGCUUUAUUUUUAAAGCACCAAUUAAAAAAGAAACCUUUGAAUUAGAAAUUUCAGUAUGGAUCUUGAAUACUUAUUAAUACAUAACAUAUUCUGACCUUAAUGAUCAGAUUUUCUGGUGCAGUUAAUUUUCUACUAAUUUUACCAGAAUUUCCUCUGUUCCUCUGUCUAUUAUAAAUGAGAUGCUGAAUUUGUGUUUUGUCCUGUUCUGAGAUUGUUUAUUAUGUAUUGCGUAAUGGAUAUAAAUAGACACUGCUUCUUUGUGCAAUAGUGCAGAGUUUUGUUUGACAAUAAUCUAGAAGGCAAUAAUCACAUAUAUUUUAAUUCUAUGAAAUCUAGGGUUUUCUGCCCUGUGUAUUUUUAAUGUUUGAUAAAAAGGAUCUUCCAUUUUAUUCCCUGCGGAUUAAUUUGUUAGAAUAUUGACAAAUGAUAAUAUAGAGAAAGCUUUUCAUGAAAGUGAACAUACAAUGUAUGUGAAUUAGUGAAAGGUACAUAAUUCCUUGUUAAAUAGUUCCCUCUAACAGUAGCCAGUGUAUUAAUUUCUUUAAGUAGAUCAUCAAGAAGUUGGAGCAUACAUGUUUACUGAUAUUUAUACAUGACAGUUAAUUUUUAAUAUAAAUAUUGAUACUACAGUAUCUUGAAAAUAAAACAGAUUUGUCAAACAGAGAUGACUGAACCACUUUAAAUAUUAAUUUUUUUUCAAAUCUGAAUUGUCUCAAUGUCUCCCAUUUCAAGCGUUUUUUCCUCAAAUCCAUUUAAGUUCAAGAUAAUAAGGUUUGAUUGUAUAAGUGUAUUUUUUUGAGGAAACCACUGUGUCAUGAAAAGUUAUUAAAUUGUUAAGAAAGAUUACAGGUUUACUGAACUAAGUCAUAUGACAUCAAUAUUUCACAUAAAACGGUGAACUUUAUUAACUUGGAUGGUGGUUAUAUGGAAUUUUUUAUGUGCAGUUUAUAAAACAAUGUAUUGUACAACAUAUUGUUGUCAAUAAAGUCUCUGCUUUUUACCAGAA